AUGGACAAUGAGAUGGAACGUCUUCAAGACCUUGUAUUCAGAUUAAGAGCAAAAGUUAAACUUUAUGAAGAUAAAUUUGGACCUUUAAAUAAUUCGUCAGUAGAUAUUACAAAAUCAGAGGUUGUUAACGAGGAAACUGAGUCUACAAAAGAUAUUAUUCGAACUUUGUUUCGAAGUGUUUCUAAACUUGGAUUUCUAUGGAAUAAGGCCAAACAUAAUGUUAAUCAUCCCUAG
Dentiscutata erythropus is the source of this 234-nucleotide messenger RNA. Lineage: Eukaryota; Fungi; Glomeromycota; Glomeromycetes; Diversisporales; Gigasporaceae. The record is from the annotation of a GenBank genome assembly.